This is a messenger RNA of Aphanomyces invadans, 1737 nucleotides long. RefSeq names its product proline-tRNA ligase. Bases 15 to 1685 code for a protein of 556 amino acids. Lineage: Eukaryota; Oomycota; Saprolegniomycetes; Saprolegniales; Verrucalvaceae. The record is from RefSeq and is a predicted model, not a curated record. The transcript has 2 exons. Gene Ontology annotation, cellular component: cytoplasm; mitochondrion. Gene Ontology annotation, biological process: prolyl-tRNA aminoacylation. Gene Ontology annotation, molecular function: ATP binding; proline-tRNA ligase activity.
AUCGGCUUCAAAAAAUGUGGCGGUCGAUCGCGACUGCACCGCGACGAGUGGCGCUGGGCCGCCCGUCGUUGGAUCAUGUGCGUCGUCAGAUGUCGUCAGCGUCUCCAUACGCCUUGCGAAGUUCGAUCUUCAUCCCGACCACGAAAGAAGUACCGGCGGAUGCGGCCAUUCCGAGUCACCAGUUGCUCCUACGUGCAGGAUUCAUGCGCAAAUCGUCGAAUGGGAUCUACAUGAUGCUUCCAUUGGCACUGCGGUCGCUGGCGAAGUUGGAGGCUAUCAUCGACAACCACAUGCAUGCGAUUGGGUGCUCCAAGCUGAGCAUGCCGAACCUACUUCACAACGAACUGUGGAAGGAAACGGGACGGUGGGAAUCCAGCGGCCCUGAGCUCUUCCGCGUCCAUGACCGACGCGACGUCGCGCACUGCCUUGGACCUACCCACGAAGAAGUGUUCACGUCUCUGGUCGCGUCCACCGUCACGUCCCCAAAAGCUCUCCCCCUGCGGCUGUACCAAAUUGGCCGCAAGUUUCGCGAUGAAAUCCGACCUCGAUUUGGCUUGCUGCGUGCGAAAGAAUUCAUUAUGAAAGACGCAUACACGUUCGACGUGGACCGAGAGGGUGCUGAGGUCACGUACAACUUGAUGGUUCAGGCUUACCACGCCAUUUUGAACGAACUCGACGUACCCAUUGCCCAAGUCGAAGCAGACACGGGCAACAUCGGCGGAAGUUUGUCGCACGAGUUCCACGUACUGUCUGGAUUCGGUGAAGAUGCGAUUCUGUCAUGCGGCACUUGCGACUAUGCUGCCAAUGUGGAGAAGGCCCGCGGUGUUGUCCGGGACUCGCCGACCCAACCCGCGACCUUUGCCGAUGUUGUCGACCAAAUCGCCGACUCUGUGGUCAUUUCGUACUACCACGAAGCAUUGGGAUCUUCAACACGCGUGGUGGCCAUUUUGACCCCGGCAGGUCGAGAAGUGAAUGUUCUUGCUUUGAAGGCGCAUUCCGUCGAGGUCGACAACUUGACGCCCUGCUCGGCCGCUUCCAUCGAUUCCUCGUUGCCCGUGCAAUACUUUAUCGAUUCCGCCGUGGCUGUCCAUGGAGCGCCCGCGACGGCCAUCGUGGGCGAAUUUCGCCAGGCCAAGGAGCACGACGGAUGCCCCAACUGUGCGGAAGGAGUUCUAGCUGCGAAACGAGGGAUUGAAGUCGGGCAUGUGUUUUACUUGGGCGACAAGUACUCCAAAACCCUUGGUGCAAACUUUAUCGAUUCGUCGAAUCAUUCCCAACCCAUGGUGAUGGGCUGCUACGGCAUGGGUGUCACCCGCCUUCUCGCGGCGGCCGUGGAAAGCCUCCACGACUCGCAUGGGAUCGUGUGGCCACAAGCGAUCGUGCCAUAUCGUGUGGUUGUCGUAGGUUUCGCCAAGAAAGCAGACGAUGAUGUUGCUGUUGCUGCCAGGGCCAUGGCUAGCACGUUGGCGUCAGUGUGGCCCGACGAUGUCGUGCUGGACGAUAGAUGGGGCGAACGGCCUGGGUUGAAGCUGACCGAAGCAGAGCUCAUUGGGUACACAUGGCGCGUGGUGUUUGGAAAGCGGUUUGCCACGGAAGGACUGGUCGAAGUGCUGUAUCGACCAACGAUGCAAGUUGACCACGUGCCAGUAGACCGCGUCCAAGCCCUCAUCCAACAAAAGCAUUAAGAUAAAGUUAUCAUUGCAAGUUACAAACGAGUGGAUAAGGCGUGCGUUCAAC